This is a messenger RNA of Sporothrix schenckii 1099-18, 1317 nucleotides long. RefSeq lists its product as uncharacterized. The record is from RefSeq and is a predicted model, not a curated record. NCBI's taxonomy places the organism in Eukaryota, Fungi, Ascomycota, Sordariomycetes, Ophiostomatales, Ophiostomataceae. Bases 1 to 1317 code for a protein of 438 amino acids. The transcript has a single exon.
AUGGAUCCAUUAAGCAUUACCGCCUCGGCAUUGGCCAUGAUCACGGCUGCGGCCCAAGCAACAAACGUUCUUUGUGGUACUGUGAGCCGAUACAAAGAACGUGACAAGAUGUUGCGCCAGCUUUAUAACGAGCUAGACGACCUCAAUAAGAUUUUGAAGAGCCUAGGCGCAGCUGUCGACGUUUUGGAUACUUCUAUGUGGACGCUCCUCGAAGGUCCUGUCAAACGAUGCGGCACCAUGUGCAGCGAUUUCGAAGCAGCCAUGCAAAAAUUCAGCGCAAAGCCAACGACGGGGUUUCGAGACUGGAUGAAGAUGGAGUUCAUGAGAGGCAAUAUAAAUACAUUUAUGGACAGCUUGGCACGCUACAAAGCAACGAUUAAUAUUGCUCUUGGAACUAUCACAAUGUCAGUCAGGCAUUCUUCUUCUAUGUUGAGCCGGGGCGAAACAAUGCUGACACCGUUUAGAAACACUUCUCAAAUCACGCGUGAAGUUCUCAAUGACUUCCACGAGAUGAUCAAGAAUACUGUUUACGAUCUACAUGUCCACCUUCAGCGUAUUGAGGAGGAAAUCAGCCACGAUCGACCACAGCGUACGAGUAUAAACAGUUCGACUUCUUCAGAAGCCGAGCUGGAGGACGAAAAGGACGUGAUCAAACAGUGCAUUCGCAUUUGUGAAGAUGCCGAAUCACAUCUUGAAUUCUUGCAACAUCAAGAUCCCCCUAUGCGCAUGUCUGGCGGUGUCGGCGACGUUUCCGAUGGUGACAUUGAAGCACAGCAGAUGACAUUCCGAGCAUUGAGUGAAAGCCGGGACAGGAUAGCCGAAACUAUUGGUCGCCUUCAAGAACGCCUCAACACAACACGCCACGAACGGCCUGAGCAGAUUUUGGAGAAGACGCGGUUGCAAGAAGACAUUGACGCACAGAAAAAGAGCCUCGAACUGUGCAGACGAGCUUCAGAACAAGUCUCCUUUCGAAAAGUGCAUACUUUUGGGGAAAUUGUUUCCGAACGGGACAGCGGCCAAGUCGUGGUCACUACACUUGCGGAUGUCUUUGAUGUCAAAAAGGUGCUGGCUGGCCAGUCAUCGACGCAAUUGGUCGGCUCUAUGACUGAUGAAACUCUUGUGAAAAUUGCAGGGCAGUUUCGAAACGAUAACCGUCCUGGCGCCCCGGAAGUAGAUGUCACAACACCAUCAUAUUCGCAUCUUACGGGCCAUCCUGACAUCUUGUCACCUUCAAGUCGGGCGACAAAUAAUGUUGAGCGCUCGCGAAAGACUGACAAACCAGUGUCUAAUUCCGUGAAAAAACGGACACUCGAAUAA